Messenger RNA from Xenopus laevis (African clawed frog), 4343 nucleotides. It is a transcript of the gene mybpc3.L, whose product is annotated as myosin binding protein C3 L homeolog. The transcript has 34 exons. The record is from RefSeq and is a predicted model, not a curated record. NCBI's taxonomy places the organism in Eukaryota, Metazoa, Chordata, Amphibia, Anura, Pipidae. The coding region runs from base 139 to 3963 and encodes 1274 amino acids.
UCUCUCUAUCUGCCUUUCUUUAAGGGGGUCUGUCAAAAUCCCACAACUUCAUUCCAGUUCCAAACCUGGUACUGGCCUGGAACUACUUCUGGGAAUUGUCUUGUAUUUGUAUUCUUCCGCCACGCAGACAGAGCCAGGAUGCCUGAGCCUGUAAAGAAAUCAGUGUUUACCAAAAAGCCAAAAUCGGAGGAGGUCUCGGUGGGAGCAACGGUUACGUUUGUGGCAGAGACCGAUAAACCUGGUCUGAAGGUGAAAUGGCAGCGGGACAAUGUCGACAUCGCUGCAAAUGAGAGAUUUGCCAUAAAGUCCGAGGGCAAGCAGCACUCACUGACCAUCAGCAAUGCCAUCGUGGAGGAUGAAGUGGUCUAUGCCAUCAUCGUGGGAACCUCUAAGGUCAAGUUUGAGCUAAAAGUCAAAGAACAAGAAAAAACGGAGGAGGCUCCUGCCCCAGCUUCAGAUCCAGCUCCAGCUGCUCCUGAAGCUUCUGAAACACCUGCCCCUCCAGCCGCUGACGGCUCAGCUCCACCUCCCACUGAAGCUGCUGGUGGGGAGGCUAAACCCCCAGAGCCUUCUGAAGCUACUGCUACUCAACCAGAACCCCCUAAGGAUGAAAUUGGACUAUUCCUGGAAAGACCAAAGGACGGAGAAGUCACUGUUGGUGCAAAUAUCAAGUUUACAGUCAGAAUCGCCGGCGCUAAUUUGAUUAAGAAGCCCGUAGUCAAAUGGUUUAAAGGCAAAUGGAUGGACCUGACCAGCAAAGUUGGCAAACAUUUGCAGCUCCAAGAGAGUUAUGACAGGAACACCAAGAUAUACACCUUUGAGAUACAGAUAAUAGGGGCAAAAACCACCUAUGCAGGGGGUUACCGAUGUGAGGUUUCCUCAAAAGACAAGUUUGACAGCUGCAAUUUCAACCUAGCUGUUCACGAGGCCUCUACAUCAGGAGAGGUAGACAUUCGCGCAGCAUUCAGGCGCACGAGCCUUGUAGGAGCAGCAAAAAGAAGAAUAUCCAUUGCCACCAGUGGGGACGGAGCCGACGAAGCAGGGGAACUGGAUUUCAGUGCGUUGCUCAAAAAGAGAGAUAAUGAGCCCAAGCAGGGCAUUGACCUCGAUGUGGAUGUGUGGGAUAUCCUCAAGAAAGCACCCCCCACUGAAUAUGAGAAGAUCGCCUUCCAGUAUGGUAUCACUGACUUGAGGGGCCUCCUGAAACGGCUCAAGAAGAUGAAGAAGGAGGAGAAGAAGAGUGAAGCUUUCCUGAAGAAGAUGGACCCUGCAUACCAAAUAGACAAAGGUCAGAAGAUGAAGCUGGUCGUAGAAGUGGCCAACCCAAAUGCAGAGGUCAAAUGGCUGAAAAAUGGCCAGGAGAUCAGAGUCAGUGGAAGCAAGUACAUAUUUGAGAGUAUUGGGAACAAGAGGAUUCUCACCAUCAAUAACUGCUCCCUGGCAGAUGACGCUGCCUAUACGUGUGUGAUCGGAGAGGAGAAGUGCGGUACUGAGCUGUUUGUGAAAGAGCCUCCCGUUCAGAUCCUUCAACCCUUGGAAGAUCAGAUGGUGAUGGUGGGAGAGAGAGUGGAGUUUGUGUGUGAAGUGUCCGAGGAAGGAGCACAAGUAAAAUGGGAGAAAGAUGGUGUGGAGCUGACCAGAGAGGAAACAUUCAAGUAUCGGUUUAAAAAGGAUGGUAAGAAGCAUUAUCUGAUCAUCAAUGAGACAACGCUGGAAGAUGGGGGCAACUACAAAGUCAAAACCAAUGGAGGAGAGUCAUUGGCUGAGCUGAUGGUACAAGAGAAACAGCUGGAAGUCCUACAAGACGUGGCCGAUUUGACUGUUCGGGCCAAGGAACAAGCCGUCUUCAAGUGUGAGGUCUCGGAUGAGACAGUGACAGGAAUCUGGGUGAAGAAUGGAAAGGAAGUCAUUGCCAACAACAGAAUCAAGAUCACACAUAUUGGAAGGGUGCACAAGCUGACCAUCGAUGAUGUUGUACCGCAGGAUGAAGGAGACUAUUCCUUUAUCCCUAAUGGAUUUGCCUUCAGCCUUUCAGCAAAACUACACUUCAUGGAGGUGAAGAUUGACUUUGUUCCGAGGCAAGAGCCCCCCAAGAUCAAACUGGACUGCAUGUCACAGUGUGCCGACACCAUCAUUGUCGUUGCUGGCAACAAAUUACGCCUUGACGUCCCAAUAACUGGGGAUCCGGCCCCCACUGUUAUCUGGAUGAAGGGGGAUAAGGUAAUUGAGCAGACCAAGGUCAGGACUGAAACUGAGACUCAACACAACUUAUACCGAGAUGUGGAUCUAAUUUCAGAGGUUGAUGGCAGAGUCCACGUGGAGACACACCAAGACCAUUGUGUGUUCAUUAUUGAGGGAGCAGAGAAAUCAGAUGAAGGUGCCUACACCGUAGUGGUGAAGAAUGAAGCUGGAGAGGACAAAGCUAACAUCAAUGUAAAGGUUAUUGAGGUCCCAGAUCCACCCGAGUCCCCCAGGAUAUCAAACAUUGGUGAAGAUUUUUGCACAGUAAAUUGGGAUCCACCCAAGUAUGAUGGAGGUCAACCAGUCUUGGGCUAUAUCUUGGAGAGGAAGAAAAAGAAGAGUUACCGCUGGAUGCGCCUGAAUUACGACCUGGUCAAGGAAUUAACCUACGAAUCUAAGAGGAUGAUUGAGGGAGUAAUAUAUGAGAUGCGCAUAUAUGCUGUAAAUUCUAUUGGCAUGUCCCUCCCCAGUCAACCUUCACAGCCCUUCAUGCCUAUUGCUCCCACCAGCGAGCCCACCAUGCUGGUGGUGGAUGAUGUUAGUGACACCACCAUAAGCUUAAAAUGGAGACCCCCAGAGCGCAUUGGCGCAGGAGGACUCGAUGGCUACACUGUGGAAUACUGCAAGGAAGGGUCCACAGAGUGGGUCCAGGCAUUGCAAGGCCUCACAGAGAGAACCUCAGUCAUGAUCCGUGACCUCCCAACUGGAGAGAAACUCACCUUCAGAGUGCGAGCUAUCAAUCUGGCAGGACCCAGUGAGCCAUGUACCAUGAAAGAACCUGUAACCAUCCGUGAAAUCAUGCAACGUCCAAAGAUCUGGCUCCCACGAUAUCUGAGACAAAGACUGAUCAAGAAAGUUGGGGAAACAGUGAACAUAGUUAUUCCCUUCCAGGGUAAGCCACGCCCAGUGGUGACCUGGCUGAAAGAUGGGCAGCCUGUUGACCCGAAACAAGUCGGAAUCCGCAACAGCGAAGCUGACACCAUCUUGUUCAUACGAAAAGCAGAGCGAGAUCUCUCUGGAGAAUAUAAGGUUCAAAUCCAGAUUGAGAACUGCGAGGACUCAGCCACCAUCCACAUCCAAAUCGUGGAUAAGCCCAGUGCCCCUCAGAGCAUAAAGAUUGUAGAAAUCUGGGGAUUCAAUGUGGCACUGGAAUGGACUCCUCCCAAAGAUGAUGGAAACACGGAAAUUACCGGAUAUACAGUCCAGAAAGCAGAUAAAAAGACCAUGGAAUGGUUCACAGUCUUCGAGCACUACCGGCGAACUCACUGCGUGGUGUCAGAUCUGAUCAUGGGCAACGAGUAUUUCUUCCGCGUGUUCAGUGAGAACAUGUGCGGCCUGAGUGAGAAACCUUGCACUUCAAAGAACAGCGCCUAUAUCCAGAAAACCGGAACUGCCUACAAACCUCCAAGUUACAAAGAUCAGGAGCUUGAGGAGGCCCCUAAAUUUACUCACCCACUGAAUGACCGCUCUGUUGUCGCUGGGUAUAACGCCACCCUCAGCUGUGCUGUACGAGGAAUACCCAAGCCCAAGGUUACAUGGUACAAGAACAAGAUGGACCUUUCCAUGGAGGCUCGGUAUCGCUCAUUCAGUAAGCAGGGGGUGCUUACACUGGAAGUGAGGAAACCAGGCACAUUUGAUGGUGGUGUCUACACAUGCAAAGCAGUCAAUGUGCAUGGGGAGGCAGAAACUGAAUGCCGGCUGGAGGUGCGAGUUCCUCAGUAACAGUCCCACCGGAUGAUUUCGGUCGACUGAAACUGAACAGAGGAGACAGAGGAGACGCAAACUGUACAGAUGAAGCAAGUUCAAACUAGAUAUAUUUCAAAGAAAACCACAGACACAAACAAUAUCUCUGGAUUGACGGAUUAACAAAGUGCUCUGUGCAUGUCCGCUGUGAUCCUUGCCUUCAUCUGACGCGGCAGAAGCUAUAUCGGUGUGGAUAUUAUUUUUCGCAGUAUCGGCAGGAGGGGAUCAAAUACAGUAUCUGAUCUCGGGGGGGGGGGGUGGAUAAGGGCGUUGCCUGUAUAAUAUAUAGAAUAUGAGAUGUAUAAGUGAUAAGAUGACUUUGGAAGGUGAAAAGAAAUAAAAUUUCAGCAUGCAGAGUA